UUUUCCGUCUUGUUCUGGGCUGCGUAUCUGGUUCGCUAACGUUACUUAAACCACUCCCGUCUUGCAAUCUGCACAGGCAAAGAAAGAUAUGCUCCACUUCCAGUCCCUGGUUUCGUUUGCUGGAAGUUAAGAGAAAACUGACAAGUUGCAGACUGCUCUCAACUUGCAAAGGUAAAUUUAUUCAAAUCAAAUCAACAUUGAUAGAACUUUCUAUAGGAGCGGCAGUGGUGUGUUUCAUGCACUUGAGUCACAGUUUAAUCAUUAAUUGGAGAUUGUUCUGAUCGGACUGGCAUAACCCUGUUCCCUGGACAAGAACAAUUAAGAUGGAAGCUGAGAAGAAGGAAUUACCAGCAGAUGAACUCCCUCCACGUCAACAGAGUCCCUCUCCCAGCCUACCAGCUCCGUAUGGAUGGCAAUUGGAUUGCAUGGAAGUAGAAAGUGGUGCACCAACAGCAUGCCCUCGGACAAUGCCCAGACCAGGCCACAUUCAACAGAGCCCAGACGCUGAGAAUGCAAUGAAUCCGCUGCCUAAUAAUGAAAUGGUUUCGCCACCUUACCCACCAUUGUAUCUGGAGUGUCAGCAAGCCCAUCAUACACCAGAGACUGCCGGUCAUGGAGUUGACUUUGGGCAACAAGGCAAAGUGAAUCAGGAAUCAUUUGUGUCCCCCAGUGAGCAAGAUGCUGGGUGUACAACGGAUCUGCAGGAAAACCCUGUAGGUUCGAACCUCCCAUCAAACCGAAGUCCCCGUUUUCAGAUGGAUCCUGAAGUUGAACGUCCUGCAGCAAUGGUAGCGGGAGGUCCACGAGACCUGGCUGCCGUGCAAACACCAGGCACCAAAGCUGCCCCCUAUCCACUUAGUCCCCAGCAAGUGUUAUCCCCAAACCCAAUGAAUGCUGCUCUUCAAAUGCCAACUCCACCGAGGCCUUCCUUGGGAAAAAUAGGUCCCUUGAUGAGUUUUAAUUCUGACUGGUUCUCAUUCAACCAGCCAAUGCCACCCGUUGAGGCAGAACCUUUCCCGACUCCAGGCGAUGCUCAUCGCUUCAACUCUGAUCUCCAGCAACAGGCAGGUGGUUAUCAGCAAGAGGUUACUCCUCAGCUUCAAGAUGUCAUCCCAGCCAGCCCUCAUUCACCCAAACAAUCUCCAGCAACUUCUAAAAUUGGCCCAAGUAAAGAACCAGAACAUCAAAUACAGACAGAAAGUAUGUUUAACCCUUUCAUACAAACACCAAAAACUGAUGAAGGUUGCAGCUCCCCUGAUCCUCCACAGAUGCCGAUUGGUUUUGAGACACUGGGACAAUCAGUGACAAACAUCAGUGACCAAAGCGCAGGCACUACAUCGUUCCCUGAACCACCAAAUACUUACAAAACAGAUCCUACUUUGAAAGAGCCCUGGGGGCUUUUUCCGCCGGCCUCUUCCGUGAAUUUUCCUCAGCCUGAUGUUCGGACGGAGCCACCAAUCCCAAUCUCUCCCAUCUCCAACCACAAAUCAUCGGCACCUCCCAGAAAAAUCACUAGCGACCAGCCACAAGAGGAGCCAAGCGCGAGCAGUCACACUGAGAAUGAUUGUACUGAACCAAAGGAAAUGAAACUGAUGCCACAUCCCACCCUGAGGUAAUCGCCACCAUACCUGCACAUCAAGUGGUUCUGAUGCUGGAGCACUGCUCCCAACUCAAGACUGUUUUAUUGAUCCAGUAUACUGGCUGCUCUUUUGAUCUUAAAAUAACUUACUUUGGUCGAAAGGUGAUAUGAAAUAUUCUCCAAUAUUAAGUAACAUCCUGCUUUUAUCCCCCUCUCUCCCCUGUGUUGCACCCAGGUGCAAAUCUGUUUCCCCAACUCUUUGCCACCUCUUUUCUCUUCCUUUCCGACCCCCGUUCCCUUCACCCAUAUACAUUCCUCUGGCUUCACAUUUCACUCCUCUGCUCUCCUUCUCUUACACCCUCUUGUCUCUAUUUCACCACCAGCCUUCAUCACUUACCUCACCCCUCUGCCAACCAAAAACCCUUCCCCACCAGCAUCCUGUCUCCUUCCAUCCACACACCCCUCCCUCCGGCUUUACAUUUCACUCCUCUCCUCUCCAUAUCUGACGCCCUUUGGUCCACUUCUCACCUCCAGCCUUUGUCUCUUAAUCCACCCCUCUGCCAAAACCCCCCACUCACCUGUAUCCACCUAUCACUCGCCAGGCUUUGUCCCACCCCCACCUCUCUUUUCCAGCUUUCUUCUCUCCCCCUCCCCACUACAAUCAGUCUGAAGAAGGGUCCCGAACCAAAACGUCACCUGUCCAUGUUAUCCAGAGAUGCUGCCUGAUCCGCUGAGUUAUUCCAGCACUUGUUUUUUUUUUGUCUAAAUCGUAAAUAGUUAACUUCUAUUCUGUACUUUGCUGGUAAUGCUACAAAGUGACCCUACAAAGUCCACGCAUCUGAAUUUGACGUUAUUUAAGAAUGAUAGAACAGGCCAGUCCUCAGAUUUUUAGAAUGCGGUACUUUUGCCCUGGUUGUGUACAAUGUGUUUGUCCACCACCCGAUUCAUCUCCUCAGAACCUGUCAGAGGAGGUAGUCGAGGCAGGUACAAUAACAACAUUUACAGAACACUUGAACAGGUACCUUACAUGGAUAGGAAUUGUUUGGAGAGAUGUGGGCCAAACAAGGGCAAUUCUACCAGAAUGCUGCCUGAACUACAGCAUAUUAGAGAGUCUUACAAGCUUGUUUUAAGUUCACAGACAGAUGUCCAUUCUGUACAAAAUGGAGUCAUUUGAAAACAAAAUGGAGUCAGUUGUCCUCCCAAAAUGGACGCUGUACUGAUGCUGUGCCAAGAUUUGAGAAUAAGGCUGCCAUUGCAAAGUUUACCAAUAACUUGUUAUUGGUUUCAAUUAUAGAUGGGUCCAGCCUCCAUUGUUUCCCUUAGGCUACGGAUCUUUCAGUCAGAUUUAGAAGGUGUGUUUAUUGAUAAGAAAUCAUUGUAUAAUUGUACUAACUUUUCUUUGUUCGAAGAGUUGUGCGACAGGGAAGCUAAGGUGUAUAGCUUCCAGCACACUCCCGCUAAUGAAUAAAAUAAUCUUGCCUUA
Messenger RNA from Leucoraja erinaceus (little skate), 3062 nucleotides. RefSeq lists its product as uncharacterized. The transcript is spliced from 3 exons. The coding region runs from base 324 to 1616 and encodes 430 amino acids. Lineage: Eukaryota; Metazoa; Chordata; Chondrichthyes; Rajiformes; Rajidae. The record is from RefSeq and is a predicted model, not a curated record.